GUCUCUCUUCUCUCCGAGUUUUUGUAACCAAAGCAGUACACUGGGAGGUUAUUUAUCGGUUUAAAGUAUUGAACCAAUCCAAUAUAUGAGACCGGUUUAAUAAUCCUUCGAUUUCGAUUCGAACUUUGGUUUCAUCUCCCCAAAUCGAAGCGAAGGUCUCUCAACAAUGGCGAAAUCAGUGUCGACGGCGGCUUCCUCGCUUGUGCAAAACCUUAGGCGGUACAUCAAGAAGCCAUGGCAGAUCACCGGACCUUGCGCUCACCCAGAAUACCUCGAAGCUGUUCCAAAGGCGACGGAGUAUCGUCUCCGAUGCCCCGCUACGAUUGAUGAAGAAGCAAUCGUGCCUUCCUCGGAUCCAGAGACCGUAUACAACAUCGUAUACCACGGCAGAGAUCAGCGCAGAAACCGCCCACCGAUCCGGCGAUACGUAUUGACGAAGGACAACGUGGUUCAGAUGAUGAACGAGAAGAAGAGUUUUGACGUCUCGGACUUCCCUAAGGUUUACUUGACCACCACAGUCGAGGAGGAUUUGGAUACGCGUGGUGGAGGCUACGAGAAAUAAUCAGGUUUUUUGCUCAUCUCGUCUUUCUCUUGUAACGUACUGAUGGGGGAAAGACUGCGCGUGACACAUCUCUACCGACAAAAAAUAUCUCCCUUGUUUGAUUAUUCAAUAAGAUAUCUAGUAGCUUUAUGAACUACAAAACACUUCAUUUUCCUUCACAAGAAACAGAUUGUUGUUCAGUUGUAUUCCCUAUCUUUAUGAUGAACCCGUGAUCGUGAUUGUUUCAAGUCUGAGUGAUUUAGAAAUGGUUAAUAAUGUAAUACAAAGAGAGAACCAGUUAGUAGUAGUCUCUGUGUUCUUGGGGACCCUUUCUUCUCUCCAUCAGUGACUACCUUUCUUCUCUGCAUCAGUGACUAAGAAGAAGGAGAAGAAGCAGAAACACUAUGUCUCCAUCAAUUUGUGUUUUUAUGAAUUUUACCCCAAACUACUGUUUCUUUCACCUUUUGCUCCUGUCUCUUGCAAGGACAUGUCACUAUUUCUCUCUCUCGGCAUGAGCCUUUUGCAUUUACUGCCGUACAGACCGAGAACGACGGCUCAGGAAUUUGGGUCCAAAAUGUGUCUGUGUGUAAGUGACAUGCAUACGUCAUCAUAUGCACGUAUUCCAACUUUUGGUCUAAACUGGGACACAUGAGCGUUUCAAUUGCACUCUGUGUUACCGUUUUGCACUCAUUGUGG
Messenger RNA from Arabidopsis thaliana (thale cress), 1237 nucleotides. Its product is annotated as furry. The coding region runs from base 167 to 562 and encodes 131 amino acids. The record is from RefSeq and is marked reviewed. NCBI's taxonomy places the organism in Eukaryota, Viridiplantae, Streptophyta, Magnoliopsida, Brassicales, Brassicaceae. The transcript is spliced from 2 exons.